CUCCGAAUAGUAGAUUGAUGCACACAAGGGAAUCUCUCUCCUAUUGUGAGUGGAGAAAGGAGAGGAAGUGUAUGAGGUAAACCGUGCUUUAUGACAAGACAAAUAUCCAGGAGUUCAGACAGGAGAAUACUGGUAUAUCUGAGAUGGCAAAGCCUCCACCUCUGGUACCCCACCACAGGAACAUCUAUAUGGGCAAGCCUGAGGAAAGUGAGCCCCAGAGGAGAUGGAACUAUGGUCCCUCUCCCUCAGACCCAUCUGGCCCAGGGGUUGGUGAAGGCAGAAAGCCAGGCACAGCACAGAAACCGCCCCCUGUGACACAGAAUAAGUGGUCGGUGGGACGUGAUCCUCCACAAGAAGGUGGUUGUGACCCUCAGGAUGGGGCGAGUGUGUCUGAAUUCAUUAAGAAGUUUGAAGCUAAAGAGGACCAGAACAAGCAGCUGGUGGUGCGUCAUCCUCUUGGCCCGCCUGCCGUCAUUGACAGAGAGGACUCCAAUCCCCCUCUCUAUGAAAAGGUUUUGGUUACGCGGGAAACUCGUACGAAGCCAGGCACAGCACAGAAACCGCCCCCUGUGACCCAGAAUAAGUGGUCGGUGGGACGUGAUCCUCCACAAGAAGGUGGUUGUGAACCUCAGGAUGGGGGGAGUGUGUCUGAAUUCAUUAAGAAGUUUGAAGCUAAAGAGGACCAGAACAAGCAGCUGGUGGUGCGUCAUCCUCUUGGCCCGCCUGCCGUCAUUGACAGAGAGGACUCCAAUCCCCCUCUCUAUGAAAAGGUUUUGGUUACGCGGGAAACUCGUACGUUUGGGUUGCCUGCCGUCGUUGACAGAAAACAAUCCAGUGACUAUAUCUAUGAAGAGGUUUUUGUUACGCAGGAAACUCGUACGGUAGCAGUUCACCAACAGAUAUGUGCAACCUAUGUUCACUGUGUAAGGCCACCUCCUCCAUUACCGUUAAAGCAGUCACUCCCUCUGAAAGGCAGAAUCAAAACACUCUCAAAAAGCAGCAUUAGUGAAGAGGAUCAAGAAGAUAACAUCAAGGAUGCAGAUCGUCUGAUGGAAUGGUGGGAGAAGGUUAAAAGUGAACCAUGGAAAGAUCUGUCUAAUGACCCUAAACUGGCCAAGAAGGGAGAAGCAAAACUGUUCAAAAAGAAAGCACAGCGGUUCCAGAAUGCAUUGCAGUUGUACAACCUCCUCCUGACUAAGCAUGGGAAGACCCUAAAGAACCACAUAAUUGACCUCUUCAGCAUCGCAGACAACUUAGACAAGGUUUCCAAGGGAACCAAGAUCGCUGGCAUCACCGGGGGCGCCACGGGGGCGGUUGGAGGGGUGGCGGCUGUAGCAGGGGUGAUCUUCGCCCCCGUCACCCUAGGGGCAUCACUGGCCUUGACAGUGCUCGGAGUCGGUGUAGCUGCAGCUGGAGGGGUCACAGGGGCCUCUGCAGCUAUUGCUAACAAAGUGAGCAGUGCACUGGACAGGAAGAAGAUUGAGCUGAUCCUCCAGGACUACCUGGUCCUGAUGGGUAACAUUGAAGACUGCUUGAGGUUCAUCAACGUGGGCAUGGAGCAUCUGAGGAAGCACAACCUUUCAACUCUCCAGGAGGUUGACACAGAGGCCGUCAGAGUGGUCAGGGUGGCCAUAGUGACAGGAGUGGGUAGCUCCAGUGCCAUAGAUGCCAGCAGUAAGGCAGUGGGGAUGCUCCAAGGCUUUGCUCUAGGCAUGGAUAUCUAUUUUACCCUGAAGAAGGAUGGCAAAGGUGGGCCGACGCUGAAGAAGGGAUUGGAGUCCAAGUUUGGGAGAAAGAUACGCGAAGUGGCUCAGCAGCUGAAUGAAGGGCUGGAUGAAGUGAUCAAGGUCAAAUAUGAGCUAGUUGAAAAUAAUCUCAUCCUCUGAAGAAAGGGAAAGGGGGAUACCUAAGUUCCUCAACUGAAAUGUGUCUUCCGCAUUUAACCCAACCCCUCUGAAUCAGAAGUGCGGAGGGCUGCCUUAAUCGACAGCCCUACACACACAAAAAUGUGGUUUCCUCAAGGCUUCUUUGGGAAGGGUGAUGGUUCCAGUGAUAAUUCAAAUGUUGGGGUGGUGGCUCAUUGGACUUGAUGUUAUGCGAUUACAUGAUUAUGGUCAGUGUCUUGUGAAUUGAAUGGUUGACAGUCAGGGACCCUGAGCAGUUCCAGCGCUAGCGUACUUGAUUCCGUUAAGACACAAUAGUAAAACCUAUGGAAUUAAAAAAAUAUAACCUUGCUAUUAAACCAGAAUAAAAUAACCUUUUGAGAUUGGUUCUAUAAAGAAACUAUCAUUCUCCAUGAAGUUUCUAUAAAUAACCAUAAGGGUUCUAUAUAGCCCCAAAAAGGCUUGUAACCAUAGCGGAACCCUUUGUCUAAAACAUUGUAUUAAUGGUUAUUUCAGUUGUGUAUCAUAGAAUCACUGCAACAUUUUCCAUUGUCAAAUCUAUUGUCAUAUAAACCAAUGUUGUGAAUAAAUAAUUAGAAGACAAA
This is a messenger RNA of Salmo salar (Atlantic salmon), 2488 nucleotides long. The record is from RefSeq and is a predicted model, not a curated record. NCBI's taxonomy places the organism in Eukaryota, Metazoa, Chordata, Actinopteri, Salmoniformes, Salmonidae.